This is a messenger RNA of Mycetomoellerius zeteki, 1143 nucleotides long. Its product is annotated as odorant receptor 46a-like. Lineage: Eukaryota; Metazoa; Arthropoda; Insecta; Hymenoptera; Formicidae. The record is from RefSeq and is a predicted model, not a curated record. The coding region runs from base 1 to 1143 and encodes 380 amino acids. Gene Ontology annotation, biological process: detection of chemical stimulus involved in sensory perception of smell; sensory perception of smell. Gene Ontology annotation, cellular component: plasma membrane. Gene Ontology annotation, molecular function: odorant binding; olfactory receptor activity. The transcript is spliced from 7 exons.
AUGGACUUACUGCCGAUGAAUUUUUACGUUCUUCGUUUCUGCGGUGUAUGGAACGAACAUAAGAAUAACAACUUGAUAAUAUUCGUAAUGGGACGUAGAGUGCCGUUGUUUGAGGGUGAAGGAUUUCUAGGUUUUUCAAAGAAACAACGUCGCUCUACGUCCCACUGCGAAUAUCUAAUAAUUUCUACGAUCUUGUCUCAAUCUAUAUAUACAAUUGCUGCUAUAAUAUAUCAUUUUACGAUAUUUGAGAUGGCUGAGCUUAUACGUAUGAGAAACGAUGUGGAAGAUUUAACAGAAAGUCUAUUCCUCGUUCUAACCUUUAUGUGUUUGUGCUUAAAUAUGAACGAAGCUAAAAGGAUAGCCUGUGCCUUCAUGUUCAUUUCGCAAAUAUCGGGUUUCUUGGUUCUCAUAGGACCUUUAAUGACUCAGAAUGAAAGGCAGUUACCGAUGAAGAUGUACGUACCGUAUUCUAUGGUGGAGUUACUUCCUUAUCUGUUGACCUAUCUUGAGCAAGUUGCAGUUGUAUUUUACGGGGUAUCACUAAACGUCGCUCUUGAUUCCCUCGUUUACGGUUUCAUUAUUCAUACUUGCGGGCAGAUCGAGUUGAUGUGCUAUCGAUUAUCGGAAACAUUCCGAUUUCUACAGGAGAACAAUAAAGAGAAAGAGCACGACGUCAUCGAGAAAUUUGCCAUCGCGGAAUGCGUGAAACAUCAUGUUUCGGUGUGCAAUAUCAUGCACAGAAUACAAUCGUUAUUUAUGUGGAUUAUCACCAUUUUGUUCUUCUUCAGCCUUAUCACUCUUUGCAGCAGCGUCUAUCAGAUGUCUAAUAAAAUGUUCUUCAGCGUUGAAUUCUUCGGUUUUUUAGUAUACUUAGGAGCAAUGCUGUUUCAAGUGUUCUCAUAUUGCUGGUAUGGCAAUGAGCUUGAUUUAAAGAAUAAAAGUAUCGCGCAUGCAAUUUAUACUAGUGACUGGACAGUAAUAUCGACAAAGCAACGCAAAAGUUUAUCAUUUAUGAUGAUGAUGAGCCAGGGUGGCAGAAUGCUUUCUUUUUAUGGAAUUUGCUCGUUAGUUCUUAGCACGUUCACAUGGAUUUUAAAGACAUCCUAUUCUUCUUUCAACUUGCUGCAGCAAGCUACGAUUUAA